AUAUAAACAGUCUCAGUUAUCACAAGGCUAGCCACCAGUGGUUAACGUUAUGACAUACCUGGAUGAGCCUCCUCCUUUACGGCAUUUUUAUUGAACUUCACCCCGUGACUGGUAAACCUAAGUGACAUAUUUUUUGUGCCAUCCAGACCUCCUGUCUCCUGUGCUUGCUCUGUCACUCCCUCAGACAAACACAUGCGAUGAAGAUGGCAUCAUACAAGCGCCUAAACCCUGAAUAUGUGCAGUUUUCUAAUGCAGUGUUAUCAGAAGAACCUGGUCCUGCUCAAGAACAGGUUUCGGAGACUGAGCCAGAGGAAUCAGAGCGUCCCUUGCUUCCACAGAGGCCAUUUUGCUCUGUCACAACAGGCCUCAUUGUGCUCGGAUGCCUGUUGUUGCUCCUCUGUGGAGUCUGGCUCCUUGGCACCAUGAUCUGGCUCCGCAGACCCACCAGCCAAGAGCCGCACAGACCCCCAGCUCCUGCCCCAGCACAAACCCCAGACUCUCAAGCACAACCAACUACAGCUGCUUUCAACUCUGAGGCCUGCAGCGUCAUACCUGAGCCCUGGAGGUUUGACUGCUACCCUGAAAGAGGUGUAGUUGUGACCAAAGAGAUGUGUGAGGCGAGGAACUGCUGCUUUAUCCCGGCCUCCUCUUCCCUGCCCCCAUCAAGGAGGAAUGGUAUUCCUUGGUGUUUCUAUCCUCAGGAGUUCCCUUCCUACUCACUGGUCUCAUUGAAUGACACAUCCCUGGGACAGAAAGGACAGCUUGUCAGGGAGGUGAAGACCUACUACCCUGGAGACAUCCUUAAUCUAGAGCUGGAGAUACGCCACGAGACAGACACACGGCUACGUGUCAGGAUCACCGACCCUUCAAAUUCACGAUUUGAAGUGCCAAUUACUGUUCCUAAUGCCACCGAGAAGGCAGAAAGUCCAGCCUACACUGUAGAGUUGUCCAAAGAGCCAUUUGGCCUCAUAGUGAAGAGGAGCUCUACAGGAGCAGUGCUUCUGAACACCACGGUGGCUCCUCUGUUCUACGCGGAUCAGUUUCUCCAGUUCUCCAGCUCCCUGCCCAGCCAGUUCAUCUAUGGUCUGGGGGAGCACCGCUCGUCCUUUCUGCACGAUGUUCAGUGGAACACACUCACCAUGUGGGCCAGAGAUGUGCCCCCUAUGGAAAUGACAAACUUAUAUGGAGCCCAUCCCUUUUACCUAGCCAUGGAGGAGGGAGGGAACGCUUAUGGCUUAUUUCUCUUGAACAGCAAUGCCAUGGAUGUGGUCCUGCAGCCUGCCCCAGCCGUCACCUGGCGUACCAUUGGUGGGAUCCUCGACUUUUACAUUUUCCUGGGUCCUGAUCCUGGCUCAGUGAUUGAACAGUACCAGGAAGUUAUAGGCUUCCCAGCGAUGCCUAUCUACUGGGCUUUAGGUUACCAUCUCUGUCGCUGGGGCUAUGGCUCGAGCAAUGCCACCUGGGAGGUUGUCAAGAAGAUGAGAAAUUCUGGGACACCCCAGGAUGCCCAGUGGAAUGAUAUUGAUUACAUGAACCAUUUUAUGGACUUCACCUUUGACCCUGCAAAUUUUGCCACAUUGCCUGACCUGGUCAAAGAUCUGCACGCUCAUGACCAGCGCUAUGUCAUGAUCCUGGACCCAGGUAUCAGUAGCACACAGGCUGAGGGGUCAUACUGGCCAUAUGAUGAAGGGCUGAGGAGAGGGGUUUUCAUCAAUGACUCUGAUGGAAACACGCUUAUUGGCAAGGUGUGGCCUGGCCUGACAGCAUACCCUGACUUCUCUGAUCAUGUGACCCAUGAAUGGUGGUAUGACAACCUCAAGAGCUUCCAUGAAAAGGUGCCAUUUGAUGGACUGUGGAUUGACAUGAAUGAGCCGUCGAAUUUCCUGGAUGGAUCGACAAAAGGCUGCCCUUCAAACAGUCUUGAAAAUCCCCCUUACACACCAGGUGUCCUAGGGGGGUUGCUGAGAGGCAAAACUGUGUGCGCAUCUGCACAGCACAAGCAUUCCCUCCACUAUAACAUGCACAGCCUCUAUGGACUCAUGGAAGCUAAGGCCUCUGCAUGUGCUAUGAAGCGUAUUGUGGGGAAGAGACCUUUUGUAAUCUCCCGCUCCACCUUCCCCAGUCAUGGGAUGUACUCCGGUCACUGGCUGGGAGACAACAGGAGCCAUUGGAAAGACCUGUAUACAUCUAUAGCAGGUAUUUUGACGUUUAACAUUCUGGGUAUUCCGCUGGUGGGUGCAGACAUAUGUGGCUUUAGCGAGCAGCCACAGGAAGAAUUGUGUGUCCGCUGGACGCAGCUUGGAGCUUUCUACCCCUUCACACGCAACCACAACGCAAUAGACAUGAAGCCUCAAGAUCCAACUGCCUUCAGCUCCCUGGCAGGCACAGCCAUGAAGCAGGCUCUGCUGCUGCGCUAUUCUCUCUUCCCUCUCCUCUACACACUCUUCCAUCACGCACAUGUACAUGGACACACUGUUGCACGGCCGCUGAUGUUUGAGUUCCCCAACGAUACAAAAACAUAUGGGAUUGACAGACAGUUCCUGUGGGGUAGCGGUUUGUUGAUAACACCAGUCUUGGAUCCUGGUGUGAACUAUGUGGUUGGCUACUUCCCAGAGGGGCUGUGGUAUGACUACUACACGGGCAACUCUGUGCGCAGUAAGGGUGAAGACAUGCGGCUUCCGGCACCUCUAGAUCAAAUCAACCUACAUUUGCGUGAAGGUACAAUUACACCUACACAGACACCGAACCUUACGCUGUGGGUGAGCAGUGGUCAGCCUCUCCAUCUGGUCUCUGCCCUCUCUGAGGAUGGCUCGGCCAGUGGAGAUCUGUUCUGGGAUGAUGGAGAGAGCAUUGAUACCUAUGAGACCAACCAGUAUGCUUAUAUUGUCUUCAGUGUAUCUCAGAGUGUGAUGACAUCCCAAGUGCUGCAUAACCACGUGGAGGCCACGUUCAUCACGGUGCAGUCGGCCACCUUCUAUGGUGUGAAGCAGGCACCAGGCAAGGUGCUGGUGAACUCUCAGGAAGUGUCUUUCAUCUACAGACCCAACCAGGUCUUAACAGUUGCAGAUCUUGGUCUCAACCUCAGUAAGAACUUCACCAUCAGCUGGAUGUAAUGUGUCCAAUGUUUUCAUCAAAGACUUUGCUCCAUUUGUUCCAUUGGCUGCUGGAGUCACAUCAACAUACAUCAAGUCAGGAGAGACAGGAACAGAUAACACAGCAACACUGGAGACAGAGUGAAGAAGGCUGAAUGCUUAACCACCGUGCACUGUUGUCAUCCAAGCCCACAAACUGUGAGGACAUGUUUGUUUUUAUUUUUAGCUUCUGUAUCAUCUGAUUUUAAAAGCUAAAACACUCAGCUAGGUCUGUGCUACUGGAUUUACCACUAGAACACAAUCUGUUUUUUUUUUUUUUUUUUUUCUUCUCAAAAGAAAGACUAUGUGCAAUAAAUUAAGGGGAGGAUGAUCAGACUUCCCACAAAUAUUUAACUGCCUGGCUACAGCCUGAAUAUAGUUCAGAACAAUAGCAGUGAUAAUCAUAGUGUUGAUUUUUUUUUUUUUUUUUUUUGUAAUAUACGUGUGCUUGAUUGUUGUUUAUAGCCUAUUUUGCAGUAAUGAAUAUUACGGCAGUGUAAAGGUAGUUCCAGGUGCCUUAUAAAUCUGUUUUGCUUUUAUUUUUGUAGUGUUUCUGUAUUGCUUCCAGGCUGCUCUUUGAUGCGUUCUGUGUUGUAAGCCUGUUUUCAAUCCUGAGGACCAUAGUAAUGCUAUGCGUCAGGAGAGCUUUAAUUGCAAGACUUUCCUAGAACAAGCCAUAAAUGUUCUGGAAACCAUUUUACUGUGAAUUUCCUAAGAGCAGAUUUUCUGACACAUUUGGAAACUUAUGUCUUUCAUGCCCAAGGCUGGAUUCAAACUAGAUUUCCUGAACCAGUUGAGUAAAGUCGUGACUCAGCUACAUGUUCAAGAUGGGGAUGGUUAAUUUUGCCUGAAAUUUGAUAGUGAUGCUGUGACAGUUCAGUGUAAUGUAAGUUCUUACGAUCUUGAAAAGUCGGCAUACAGGUUUUGAAUCACAGUAUGUUAACUUGGGUGUAGAAUUUAUUUCAAGAACUCUUCCUUUCUUGUGCCCAAUCCUAACUCUGUUAAACUUAAUGAAACUUUUAAAAAGGUGUGUAACAAUAAGCACUUUUGUAAAGAUUUACAGGUCACUGCACUGUGAUGAAGUUGAAGUAUCUGAACUUAUUUUGCAAUGUUGUUGUUAAGCCCGUGUUUAAAUUUUUUUCUUUCAGAUUUAUUGUUUGAACAACAAGAAAACUAUUUGAAUUCUGCAUAGCCUUUUUUUGCUCAGCACACAUUUCUAAAGGUUAUGAUAUAUUGUAUUAGUCAUAUUUUCAGGGCGGCCACAGUCUGUGAGGAUGAGUUAAUGAUAACUUAUAAAACAAACAAAACCAUUGAUUGUUAAAAUGUGAGCUGUCUUGACCAGUGCAUGGCAACUUUACAUGUUCAAGGGGAAUAGCAUUCAUAUCAGUUAUUUUUAUAUUAUUUUUUGAAUUGCAAUUGUAUGAAAUUAUGUUUUGCUUAUUUUGGAGUACUAUUGUGAAUAUUAUAUUUUAAUAAAUGUUAAUUUGAUCUUGACUGC
Myripristis murdjan (pinecone soldierfish) is the source of this 4629-nucleotide messenger RNA. It is a transcript of the gene gaa2, whose product is annotated as alpha glucosidase 2. Gene Ontology annotation, molecular function: alpha-1,4-glucosidase activity; carbohydrate binding. The record is from RefSeq and is a predicted model, not a curated record. Lineage: Eukaryota; Metazoa; Chordata; Actinopteri; Holocentriformes; Holocentridae. The coding region runs from base 198 to 3113 and encodes 971 amino acids. The transcript has 21 exons. Gene Ontology annotation, biological process: carbohydrate metabolic process.